UUUCGCGCCUUGUGGUCUCCUCUAAUGGGUUGCGACACCUGCAUCCUCUGCGCUCACUCACCUUUUCUCACAACGGUUCGUCGCCCCUUCAAACAUCGAAGCUUCUCCCAAAAAACCAUCUCUUGCUUUGUUAAUCAACCCACCAAAGCAACCACUCACAAGGUCCGUCGAUGGUACAAUCCCGAGAGACGGCGACGUCUCAAUCAGCCGGAGAUUUUCCGUCACUGGAUCGAAGCCGAAGCUUCAUCUCCAUCUGAUUCCGGAGAGAGAUUCACGGUUGUAUCAUAUAACAUAUUGGGAGAUGCGAAUGCCUCGAAACACAGAGACCUAUAUUCAAAGAUUCCUUCUUAUUACAUGAACUGGGAGCGGCGCAAGAGGCUUAUCUGCGAGGAGCUCCUUGGAUUGAGACCUGAUAUAAUCUGUCUGCAGGAGGUGGAUCAUUACCAUGAUCUCUUAGGUAUCAUGGAGAAAGAAGGAUAUGAUGGUUCUUACAAGCGGCGAACGGGGGACUCAGUUGAUGGUUGUGCUAUGCUUUGGAAAGUUGAUACGUUUCGAUUAUUGGAGGAAGAGAGCAUUGAAUAUAAGGGAUUUGGUCUUCGUGAUAAUGUUGCUCAACUCUCUGUUUUUGAGAUGUGUAGGGCUGAUUCCAGAAGGGUAUUGGUUGGGAAUAUCCAUGUGCUUUUUAACCCAAGCCGAGGAGAAAUUAAGUUAGCACAAAUUCAUUUACUCUUGUCAAGGGCAAAUUUCCUCUCUGGGAAAUGGGGUAAUGUUCCAGUUGUGAUUACCGGAGAUUUCAACAGCACUCCUCAGAGUGCAAUCUACAAGUUCUUAUCAUCAUCAGAGCUCAACAUCACAUUAUAUGAUGGAAGAAAUUUAUCUGGGCAAAGGAACUGUCAUCCUGCCCAAUUUGCAGGCAUUGAAAGUCAAAUAAGGAGUCCACUUACUUUAAUGGAUGGAUUAUUGAAUAGUUGCUGGACCGAUGAAAAGCUAACAAUUGCAACUGGUAGUCCCAACGUCACUAUACUUAGACAUCCUUUGAAGCUGAAGAGCUCUUAUGCCAGUGUGAAGGCAUCUUCAAGGACAAGAGGUUUCUGUGGCGAGCCAUUAGCUACUACCUAUCACUUGAUGUUUCUUGGAACUGUAGACUAUAUCUGGUACACUGAGGGACUCAUCCCUACUAGAGUUCUAGACACUCCAACCAUUUAUAUUCUGCGGAAAACUGGUGGCCUUCCCUACAAGAGAUUGGCCAGCGAUCACUUGGCCUUGUUUACCGAGUUUACCUUCACACAAAAUAGAAGAGAAGACGAAACCAACGCAACAGAAAGAAAGACCACAGAAGCAGAUGAUGAAACCAAAACAAGAGAGAGAACAACAAUACAAGCAUCCACCACAGCAUCCAGAGAAGAUGGUGUUGUUCUCAACAACAUGGUUUUCAAAAAUGCUGCUUCACCACAAGCAUUUAGAAACACUAAAGGAAUUGUAUUCCUUGCAUUUGCUAUUAUUGUUGUCCUUUUCCUCUUGCAAAAAAAAGUGAAAAAAGGAAAUAUAGAAGCAACAAGAAGAAACCAUGGAAAUAUAUUUUCAAUAUGGAAUUUCGAUGGCAAGAUUGCAUCUGAGGACAUAAUUCAAGCAACAGAGGAUUUUGCUGCCAAAUAUUGCGUUGGAGCUGGGCCUUAUGGGAGUGUUUAUAAAGCAGUCCUACAUACAGGUCAUGUAGCAGCCUUGAAGAAGUUCCAUCCAUUGGAAGGUGAGGUGAUAGUUGAUGAAAGCUUUGGGAAUGAGAAGCGUAUAUUAAUAGAUAUCAGGCAUCAGAACAUUGUCAAACUUUAUGGAUUCUGCUCCCAUCCGCGAUACUUGGAACUUGAGGCUCAUGUAUCUGAUUUCGGUAUUGCAAGACUGUUAAGGCCAAACUCAUCUAAUUGGACGUCACUCAAAGGAACUCAUGAAUAUAUUGCUCCAGACUAUGAUCUGCCAUUGAUAAGUGGUUUUUAUUUCAGAUUAUUCAAUAGUUGCUGGACCGAUGAAAAGCUAACAAUUGCAACUGGUAGUCCCAACGUUACUAUACUUAGACAUCCUUUGAAACUGAAGAGCUCUUAUGCCAGUGUGAAGGCAUCUUCAAGGACAAGAGGUUUCUGUGGCGAGCCAUUAGCUACUACCUAUCACUCGAUGUUUCUUGGAACUGUAGACUAUCUCUGGUACACUGAGGGACUCAUCCCUACUAGAGUUCUAGACACUCCACCCAUUUAUAUUCUGCGGAAAACAGGUGGCCUUCCCUACAAGAGAUUGGCCAGCGAUCACUUGGCCUUGUUUACCGAGUUUACCUUCACACAAAAUAGAAGAGAAGACGAAACCAACACAACAGAAAGAAAGACCACAGAAGCAGAUGAUGAAACCAAAACAAGAGAAAGAACAACAAUACAAGCAUCCAUAUCAGUAAUGGAUUGUUUCAUUCAUAUCUUAGCAGUCUGA
Molecule: messenger RNA, 2469 nt
Organism: Telopea speciosissima
Lineage: Eukaryota; Viridiplantae; Streptophyta; Magnoliopsida; Proteales; Proteaceae
Exons: 20
Coding region: 25-2469 (814 amino acids)
Biological process (GO): protein phosphorylation
Molecular function (GO): 3'-5'-RNA exonuclease activity; ATP binding; protein kinase activity
Source: RefSeq, a predicted model, not a curated record